AGCUCAUGUUUUGCGCGCUCCUGGAGCUGUUCUGCGCGAACCCAUUGCCAGUCUGAGGGAUCCUGCAAAUUAACGGCCUUUUGGGGCUAUUGGAGUCAAGCUAGUCCUGAAAUCACUACUUGGCUGUUUUGCUUCAUAACCUGUCAAUAUGGAGCAGAACAACAGCCUCACUCCUUUUGCUCAAGUGCUGGCAUCUCCGCAGGGAGCCAUGACACCUGUCCUGCCCAUUUGCAGUCCUAUAAUGGAGUUCGGCACGGGUCUUACACCACAGUCAGUGCAGAACACCAACAGCUUGUCCCUUCUGGAGGAGCAGCAGCGACGGCAGCAGCAACAACAGGCAGCCUCACAACAGCAGGGUGGGAUGAUGGGAGCUUCAGGCCAGACACCACAGCUCUACCACUCGCAGGUCUCCACCACAACAGCACUGCCAGGCAACACGCCAGUUCAUACAACACCUCUCACCCCUAUGACUCCCAUCACUCCUUCCACUCCGGCCUCAGAGAGCUCUGGCAUCCUUCCCCAAUUACAGAAUAUUGUGUCCACUGUAAACUUGGGGUGCAAACUUGAUUUGAAGACAAUAGCACUUCGAGCCAGAAAUGCUGAAUAUAAUCCAAAGCGUUUUGCUGCCGUCAUCAUGAGAAUACGAGAACCCAGAACAACAGCUCUCAUCUUCAGCUCAGGGAAGAUGGUGUGUACGGGAGCGAAAAGUGAGGUACAGUCUCGAUUGGCAGCCAGAAAAUAUGCCAGAGUGGUGCAGAAGUUGGGUUUUCCUGCUAAAUUCUUAGACUUCAAAAUUCAGAACAUGGUGGGCAGCUGCGACGUCAAGUUUCCCAUCCGAUUAGAGGGCCUUGUGCUUACACACCAGCAGUUUAGCAGCUAUGAACCGGAGUUGUUUCCCGGAUUAAUCUACAGAAUGAUCAAACCCAGAAUUGUCCUUUUAAUAUUCGUUUCAGGCAAAGUUGUACUUACAGGUGCAAAGGUUAGAGCAGAGAUCUAUGAAGCAUUUGAGAAUAUAUACCCCAUCCUGAAAGGAUUCCGGAAAACUACAUAAUCUUGUUGUUAACGUUGAUUAACUACUUCCUGAGCCCACCGUGUGACCCACGCAGUUUUAUUUACUUUUGUAAGCCUGUAAAUAUGAAGGACUCAUUUACUUCACUCAGAAAGUGAACCGAUUUGAGCUUUAAAAUGCUUUUAUUUUUACAUUUUAAAUGUUUUUCACCUGCCAUUUGGUUUGCAAAAUACUGUUUUAUCCAUGUCUGAACAUUUUAAUGUUUUGAAUUAUGGUUUUAUG
This is a messenger RNA of Carassius carassius (crucian carp), 1291 nucleotides long. RefSeq names its product TATA-box-binding protein-like. The transcript is spliced from 8 exons. The record is from RefSeq and is a predicted model, not a curated record. Gene Ontology annotation, molecular function: RNA polymerase II general transcription initiation factor activity; DNA binding. Bases 149 to 1051 code for a protein of 300 amino acids. NCBI's taxonomy places the organism in Eukaryota, Metazoa, Chordata, Actinopteri, Cypriniformes, Cyprinidae. Gene Ontology annotation, biological process: DNA-templated transcription initiation.